Molecule: messenger RNA, 597 nt
Organism: Eutrema salsugineum
Lineage: Eukaryota; Viridiplantae; Streptophyta; Magnoliopsida; Brassicales; Brassicaceae
Product: glutathione S-transferase T3-like
Exons: 1
Coding region: 1-597 (198 amino acids)
Source: RefSeq, a predicted model, not a curated record
AUGGACUCAGCGAAUUCAUUUGGGAACUCGCCAGGGUUCGUUAACCUCUUAGCAAGCCAAGAGGAUAACACUUUCAACUUUUCCCCAACCAUAGAUCUUAGCUCAUCCGAGGUUCCCUGCUUUAGUAGCCAACUUUCACAAGAUGAUCCAAGUCCUGUGACUAAAGAUCGUGUACCACGGAGGAUUUGGUCACCAGUUGAAGACAUUGUCCUAAUCAGCGCUUGGUUAAACACAAGCAAGGAUCCGGUGGUUGGUAAUGACCAAAAAGCUGGUGCUUUUUGGUCGCGCAUUCAGGGAUUCUUCAACAACAGCCCCAAGUUAGCCGACUAUCCGAACAGAGAGGCAACGACUUGCAAGCAGAGGUGGGGUCGUAUAAAUGACCAAGUAUGCAAGUUCAGCGGAUGUUAUGAGACCGCAUUGAAGCAGCAGACCAGCGGCCAGAACGACGACGAUUUGGUGAAAACAGCAGACCAGCUGUCUAAGCAAGAACUGCUUCAGUCGAAGCAUAAAAUGCUUGAGAUGCUCCUUUCUAAACCCGAGCCACUAUCAACAGUUAUUGAGGCUUUGAAGACUAAACUGAUUAACGAACUGCUGUGA